Arachis ipaensis is the source of this 534-nucleotide messenger RNA. RefSeq lists its product as uncharacterized. Lineage: Eukaryota; Viridiplantae; Streptophyta; Magnoliopsida; Fabales; Fabaceae. The record is from RefSeq and is a predicted model, not a curated record.
AUGGGGGAGCAAUCACAAGAACAGAGGAAAAUGGAGAAGCCAUACACUCCUUCCAUUUCAUAUCCUCAAAGGUUCAACAAGGAGCUAAAGGAUCAACAGUUCCUAAAGUUUUUAGAAGUUUUUAAGAAGCUAGAGAUCAACAUUCCACUUGCUGAAGCUCUAGAAAAAAUGCCUCUUGCUGUCAUCCAAAGAGGUCUUCCACCAAAGCUCAAAGAUCCAGGAAGCUUCAUCCUAUCUUGCACUAUAGACAACAGAACAUUGGACAAAGCUCUCUAUGACUUAGGAGCCAGCAUCAAUUUAAUGCCCCUCUCACUAAUGAAGAAGCUUGCAAUAGAGGAAGUUAAGCCUACCCGGAUGUCACUUCAAAUGGCUGACAGAUCACUCAAGAUACCAAAUGAAGUUGUAGAAAAUUUAUUGGUAAAGAUUGGAGAAUUCAUUUUUUCUGCUGACUUUGUUAUCUUGGACAUGGAAGAAAAGGGACACAGUUCAAUCAUAUUGGGACGGCCUUUCUUAGAAACAGCAAGCCAUCAUUGA